AUGUUACAAAAGACUGAUUGGGUCAUUCAGAAAUUUGGUGGUACUUCUGUGGGUAAGUUUCCAACUCAGAUUGUCGAUGAGAUUAUUAAAUUUUAUUCUCAAGUAUUAAAUAAUAACGUUGCUGUUGUAUGUUCAGCUCGUUCUUCUUAUACUAAAGCUGAAGGUACUACUUCAAGAUUAUUAAAAUGUUGUGAUUUAGCUGCACAAGAAUCUGAAUUUCAUGAUAUCAUUGAAAUCAUCUCUCAGGAUCAUAUUGAUAAUGCAGAAAGAUUUAUUCAAAAUCCUGUUUUACAAACUAAAUUAAUAGAAGAUACUAAGAAUGAAUUAAAUUUAAUUGGUAAAUAUUUAGAAGCUUCAAAAGUAUUAGGUGAAGUCUCUACAAGAACCAUCGAUUUAGUUAUGUCCGUCGGUGAAAAAUUGAGUUGUUUGUUUAUGACCGCAUUAUGUAAUGAUCGUGGUAUAAAAGCUAAAUAUAUUGAUUUAUCUCAUAUUAUUCCAUCAGAUUAUAAUGUUACCGUAUUAGAUAAUUCAUUCUAUGUAUUUUUGGUUCAAGCUUUGAAGGAUAAAUUACAACCAAUUGUAUCUAAUAAUAUUGCACACCCUGAUGAUAAAAUCGUUCCUGUUAUUACUGGGUUUUUCGGUUUAGUACCCAUGGGUCUAUUGAAUGGUGUUGGUCGUGGUUAUACUGAUCUUUGUGCUGCUUUAGUUGCCGUAGCAAUUAAUGCUGAUGAAUUACAAGUUUGGAAAGAAGUUGAUGGGAUUUUUACCGCAGAUCCAAGAAAAGUUCCAGAUGCUAGAUUAUUAUCAUCUGUCACUCCAGAAGAAGCUUCAGAAUUAACCUAUUACGGUUCAGAAGUUAUUCAUCCUUUCACCAUGGAACAAGUCAUUCGGGCUCAAAUUCCAAUUAGAAUUAAAAAUGUUCAAAAUCCAAAGGGUGAUGGUACCAUUAUUUAUCCUGAUAACAUUGCUAAGAGAGGUGAAUUGACACCACCACAUCCUCCUGAGGCUUUAUCUUCAUCAUUUUUUGAAAAGAAGAGAAGAGGUGCUACUGCGAUUACUACAAAGAAUGAUAUUGUAGUACUGAAUAUACAUUCCAAUAAGAAAACACUAUCACAUGGUUUCUUAGCUCAAAUCUUUACCAUAUUAGAUAAAUUUAAAUUGGUAGUUGAUUUAAUCUCUACAUCUGAAGUUCAUGUCUCAAUGGCUUUACCUAUCCCAGAUAAUGAUUCUUUGAAGGCCCUAAGAAAAGCAGUAGAACAAUUGAGAGCGUUGGGUACUGUUGAUAUUAUAAAAAAGAUGGCCAUUGUAUCAUUGGUUGGUAAGCAAAUGAAACAAUUUAUUGGUAUUGCAGGUACUAUGUUUACUACAUUAGCUGAACAAGGUAUCAAUAUUGAAAUGAUUUCUCAAGGUGCUAAUGAAAUAAAUAUUUCUUGUGUUAUUGAUGAAGAAGAUUCUAUUAAAGCAUUACAAUCUAUUCAUGCUAAAUUAUUAGAUGAAAGGAAACAAGCCGAAUUGGAACAUUCUCAGAGUACUGCAUCCUUUGAACACGCCGUUGAUGAAAGACUAGAACAAAUCAAGAGAUUGGACUUAUAG
Molecule: messenger RNA, 1593 nt
Organism: Maudiozyma saulgeensis
Lineage: Eukaryota; Fungi; Ascomycota; Saccharomycetes; Saccharomycetales; Saccharomycetaceae
Source: the annotation of a GenBank genome assembly